Saccharomycopsis crataegensis is the source of this 1425-nucleotide messenger RNA. It is a transcript of the gene BNA5, whose product is annotated as kynureninase. The record is from RefSeq and is a predicted model, not a curated record. The transcript has a single exon. Gene Ontology annotation, biological process: NAD+ biosynthetic process. Bases 1 to 1425 code for a protein of 474 amino acids. Lineage: Eukaryota; Fungi; Ascomycota; Saccharomycetes; Ascoideales; Saccharomycopsidaceae. Gene Ontology annotation, cellular component: cytoplasm. Gene Ontology annotation, molecular function: pyridoxal phosphate binding; kynureninase activity.
AUGACUUCAAUAAGCCAAACAGCCAAAGAACUUGACGCCAAGUAUCCAACUCAUAGAUCUGAGUUCAAUAUUCCGACAUUCAAGUCUUUGGGGAUCAAAAACUCUAAGUUUGAACCAGCCACUGAAUCAACAUACUUUUGUGGAAAUUCUCUUGGUUUAAUGCCAAAGCAAACAAGAAAAUAUCUCAAUGAUGAAUUGGAUAAUUGGUCCGGAAAAGCAGUUGAGGCUCAUUUCGACCACCCUAAGACUUGUUGGAUGAAUAUUGAUUUUCCUGUUGUUCCAUUGUUGGCCCCGUUGGUUGGGGGAAAGGAAACCGAAGUUGGUGUGAUGAGCACUUUGACCAGCAACUUGAAUACUCUCUUGGCCGUCUUUUAUAAACCUAAUGGGAAGAGAUCAAAAAUAUUAUUCGAAAAGGGUGCUUUUCCUUCCGAUUAUUAUGCCUUUUUGAAUCAAAUUAAGUUACAUGAAAAAGACAUUAGUGGUGGCAUGAGGGAAUUCAAACCAGAAGAUCAUUUACUUCAACUAGAACCGGAAAAAAAUAGCUAUUAUUUGAAGACUUCCGAUAUAUUGAAAGCUAUUGAACAACAUCACGAUGAAAUUGCGUUAGUUUGUUUACCUGGUAUUCAAUACUACAGCGGUCAAUUAUUUGAAAUCAAACUAAUCACCAAUGCAGCUAAAAAGUAUGGGCUCACUGUCGGUUGGGAUCUUGCCCAUGUCGUUGGCAAUGUGCCAUUGGAAUUACAUGAUUGGGGAGUUGAUUUUGCUUGCUGGUGCUCUUACAAGUACUUGAACUCGGGUCCAGGUGGUAUUGGUGGUUAUUUUAUCCAUGAACAGUAUAGCACUAAUACGACCCUUCCAAGAUUAGCCGGUUGGUGGGGAAAUAAUGAAACAGAGCGUUUCCAAAUGAAGGAAGUUUUCAACCCAAUCAAUACUGCUCUUGGUUUUAGACAAAGCAAUCCAUCUGUCAUAGAUGUUGUUGCUUUACACUCCUCGCUUGAUGUAUUCAAAUCUGUCUCUCCUACUGGUGAUAUGAGCGAAUCUAGAAGUAUUUUGCGCGAAAAAUCUAUUGAAUUAACUAAGUUUUUGGAGAAAAUUUUAACCAGUUCCAAGUAUUAUUUGAAACCCGAAGAUACUUUCCCAAAUACAGAAAUUACCAAGCCGUUAUUUACAAUCAUCACUCCAAAUGAUCCAACCCAACGUGGAGCCCAGUUAUCAUUGUUGUUUUUCCCAUUAUCACAGAUCAGUGAAAAAAACGUAAUGGAAAUGACUUUUGAAAAAAUCAGAAGUAGUGGGAUCAUUGGUGAUGAGAGGAGACCAAAUGUUAUCAGGUUGGCACCAGCUCCACUUUAUAACACGUUCCAAGAAAUUGUUUACAUUGGUGAAAAGUUGAAUGAAGCGUUAGAUGAGAUUGCCAAAUCUUGGUGA